Cyclopterus lumpus (lumpfish) is the source of this 6201-nucleotide messenger RNA. RefSeq names its product A disintegrin and metalloproteinase with thrombospondin motifs 2-like. The coding region runs from base 1 to 5232 and encodes 1743 amino acids. NCBI's taxonomy places the organism in Eukaryota, Metazoa, Chordata, Actinopteri, Perciformes, Cyclopteridae. Gene Ontology annotation, molecular function: metalloendopeptidase activity. Gene Ontology annotation, biological process: extracellular matrix organization; proteolysis. The record is from RefSeq and is a predicted model, not a curated record. The transcript has 23 exons. Gene Ontology annotation, cellular component: extracellular matrix.
AUGGGUCUCUCGCCUGGAUUUACUGUCCUAAUUAUUUUACCGGCCUUUCUGCUGCACACCAGCGGCCUUUACAUCGCCAGUAGCGUUGACUCCCUGCAGCAUGUCCUGGGGGAGUAUGGACUGGUGAGGCCGAUCAGUGUGGACGCAGAGGGCCGCUUCCUGUCACACGCCGCCUUGGCUAGCCGCAUGGCAGGAGGGCAGUCCCGUAGGCGCCGGAGGAGGGAGGUAGGAGUAGGCAAUGAUGAGUGGGAAGAACCAAAAGGAGAGCCUAUGGCCUUUCGGCAAAGGCUUUACUACAACGUCACCAUCUUCGGCCGGGAAUUCCACCUGCGUCUGCACCACAAUGCCAGACUGGUGGCCCCCGGAGCCAAGAUGGAGUGGCAUGAUGACAGCGACAGCACCCGGCAUUCUGAGCCACUGCAUGAUGAAUGCUUGUACGUGGGGGACAUCACAGACACACCAGGAGCCUCUGUGGCUAUCAGCAACUGUGACGGCCUGGCUGGUAUGAUCAGGAUGGAGCAGGAGGAGUUUUUUAUCGAGCCAGUGGAGAGGGGUGACGGAGUGAGAGAAGAGGAGGAGGAAGGAGGGAGGAUGCACGUCGUCUAUCGCUCCUCCGCCGUAAAGAAAGCGCCCAUCAGCAGCACGGCCGCAGACUACCACUCCAGAGGUGCUGACCUCGGCAGUCUGAUGGACCUGGAGUCUCUGUACCGCGGUGUGGAGCAGAGUAUCAACCACACGCGAGCGGGGCGAAUGCGCAGGCAGAGCCUGGACAGGGCCUACAACAUCGAGGUGCUGCUGGGCGUCGAUGACUCGGUGGUCCAGUUUCACGGGAAGGAGCACGUCCAGAAGUACCUGCUCACACUCAUGAACAUUGUGAAUGAGAUCUACCAUGACCAGUCUUUGGGAGCAAAGAUCAAUGUGGUGCUGGUGAGGAUUAUCAUGCUGGGCUACGGCAAGUCCAUGAGUCUGAUUGAACUGGGGAACCCAUCUCAGAGUCUGGAGAACGUGUGUCGCUGGGCCUUCCUGCAGCAGAAGCAGGACACGGGGGACGCUGAGUAUCACGAUCACGCCAUCUUCCUCACACGCCAGGAAUUUGGCCCCACGGGCAUGCAGGGUUACGCCCCGGUGACGGGCAUGUGCCAUCCGGUGAGGAGCUGCACUUUGAACCAUGAGGACGGUUUCUCCUCUGCCUUUGUGGUGGCACACGAGACCGGACACGUGUUGGGGAUGGAGCACGACGGCCAGGGGAACCGCUGUGGAGACGAGGUGCACAUGGGCAGCAUCAUGGCUCCGCUGGUGCAAGCUGCCUUCCACCGUUUUCACUGGUCCAGAUGUAGCAUGCAAGAGCUGGGACGCUACCUUCAUUCCUAUGACUGUCUCCGUGACGACCCCUUUGACCACAACUGGCCGUCUCUGCCUCAGCUUCCUGGUUUGCACUACUCCAUGAAUGAACAGUGUCGCUUUGACUUUGGUGUGGGCUACACGAUGUGCACCGCGCUACAAAAGGCGGGCCAGUCAGGAACGCAGUAUCGCACCUUUGACCCGUGUAAGCAGCUGUGGUGUAGCCACCCAGACAAUCCCUUCUUCUGCAAGACCAAGAAAGGGCCACCCAUUGAUGGCACCAUGUGCGGGAAUGGCAAGCACUGCUUUAAAGGUCACUGCAUCUGGUUGACACCUGACAUCAUAAAGCAAGAUGGAAACUGGGGAACGUGGAGUGAGUUUGGCCAGUGCUCCCACACCUGCGGUGGAGGAGUACACUUUCGCACACGUGACUGUGACAAUCCUAGACCAGCCAACGGGGGCCGUACCUGCAUGGGGGCGACUCACCAGUUCCAGAUGUGCAACACCAACGAGUGCGAGGAUAUCUACAGUGACCCGCGAGAGGAACAAUGCCACGCUUGGGACCCCCGCUUUGAAAUCCACAGCGACAAGCACCACUGGCUGGCUUAUGAACACACAGACCCUAACAAACGCUGCCACCUGCAUUGCCAAUCCAAGGAGUCCCGAGACGUGGUCUUCAUGCAGAGAGUGGUCCUGGACGGCACACGCUGCUCAUACAAGGACCCGCACAGUGUGUGCGUGCGUGGGGCGUGUGAGAAAGUGGGCUGUGACGGUGUGGUUGGCUCCUCAAAGCAGGAGGACAAGUGUGGAGUGUGUGAAGGAGACAACUCCAGCUGCAAAACCUUCAAAGACACCAUCAUGCGUACUGCCAAGAAACAAGGUUUCCUCAAAGUUCUUGAAAUCCCCAGAGGUGCGAGACACUUACUGAUCCAAGAGCUGAAAGCAACCUCACACACCUUAGCUGUAAAGAAUGUGGCAUCAGGGCUGUUCUUCUUGAACGGGGAAAACGAUUACCCAGAAUCCCGCUCGGUGAUAGAAACGGGCGUGGAGUGGGAAUAUGAGAAUGACAACGACAAGGAGACACUUCAGACCACUGGCCCUCUCAGACAUGGAAUUCUGAUCAUGAUGAAAUUGCAUGGAGAUGAGGAUGUGAAUUUGUCUUAUAAAUACAUGAUGAACAUGGACAGUGACUCUGCCAUUCAGAACAACAUGCUGGUAGAGGACAGUGCCUAUGAGUGGGCUCCAAAGAGAUGGUCCUACUGCUCUAAGGCCUGCGGCGGAGGGAAGCAGUACCUGCGAUACGGAUGCAGAAAAAAAGUUGACAGUAAGAUGGUCCAUAAGAGCUUCUGUAACAAAUCCAACAUGAAACCUAGAGGAGACACCAGAGACUGCAACCAAAAGCCCUGCCCCCCACCCAUUUGGGUGACAGGGGAGUGGCAGAACUGCAGCAAAGCAUGUGGAAAGACAGGGAUGCAAAUCCGCUCAGUCAGCUGUGUCCAGCCGUCAGAUGACAACACCACACGCUCCAUCCACAAUAAACACUGCAACGACGACCGGCCCGAGACUCGCAGACCCUGCAACCGACACUCCUGCCCGACCCAGUGGAGAGUUGGACCGUGGUCGCAGUGCUCAGUGUCAUGUGGUAACGGGACCCAGCAGAGGCAGGCGUUGUGCCACACCAGGGACAACACCAUCGGCCUGUGUCUGGACAGUAAGCCCGACACCAUCAGAGUCUGUCGCAUGGAUCCAUGUCCCAAGGGCUCGUCAGACCUCAACAAGAACGGCAACAUCCUGAUCCAGUGGCUGUCUCGCCCCAACACCAACUACCCGAAGAUCUCCUCACGCCGACGUUGUCAUGGAGACCGCUCUGUGUUCUGUCGUAUGGAGGUGCUGAAACGCUACUGCCCUCUACCGGAGUACCAGCGCAUGUGCUGCAAGUCCUGCAGCAAUGUCACCAUUGCAGAGCCUCCACCCAACUCCACUUCCACAUCCAUCCUGCUCAGUGCUUCUCCACCCACCUUCAGCUCAGGCGUCAACACCAUCCGACCCACCAGAGCUGUCGUCACCACCAUUUCAGCCUCUAACAUCAAUCCCCAGACCACCACUCAUCCUCCUACCUCGAUUACUGCUUUUCCUCAUUCCACCGCUUCCCAACUAAGUACUACACAAAUGAUCACCACUCAUCCUCCAGCAGCCACCAGUGCUCCUGUCCUCCCUACUACAUUUUCCAUGGCAACGACCUCAGUUAUCACAACUUCUCCCAGUGUUACUGGCCAUCCACUACCUCUGCCUGUCCCAGACAUAGACGUGAACACAGACCCACAAUUACAGAGCACUACAAAUAGUCCAGCAACAUUUUUUAUAACUGCCACACAGCUUCCAGCAUCAACCAGUCCAACAAUGACAAAUCCAACAGAAAGCAGUACAAAAACAGGCGCUACACAAAAACCAAAGCCCAAAAAGAUUCCGCCAAAGAAAACCUCCAAAAAGGUGAUUCCACCAAAGGUCAAUCCAAAGAAGAAUACUGCACUAAAAAAUACUACAAGAAAAGCGGUUCCACCAAAGAUCAAUCCAAAGAAGAAAACAAGUGAUAUUUCAAAAAAGAAAACCCCAUCGAACAGCAAUCCCCCCAAAAAUGGACCGGACAAAACAACUCCAAAAAAGACUACUCCACCUAACACUACUCCAAAAAAGACUGCUCCACCUAACAUUACUCCCAAACAGACUACUCCACCUUACACUACUCCCAAAAAGUAUAUUGCACCAAACAAUACUUCGCCAAAUACUACUCCUAAAAAGAUUCCCCCUGUAAAGACCGGUCUCAAUAAGACUCCUCCAGUAAAGAAGACUCCAGAGAAAAUACACAAACCCACACUUAAAAAGGAGGCUCCUCCAAAAGCCAAUCCCAAAAAGAAAAUUCAGCCAAAGACAAAAGUUACAAAGAAAAAACAAACAAAGACAAAGCCUCAAAAGACCCCAAAACUAGGUCCCAAAAACACCACAUUCUUUCAGGCCAAAGUUAAUCAGACUAAGAGUAACCCAAAAAAGAAAACACUUAAAACAAUGCCUUCAUAUUAUACCACAGCCCCCACUCCAUAUACAACUCCAGAACAAGUGAGGGAGUACUUUUCUUCCACUAUCUCAUCCAGCACCAGUGAAUAUGCAACAGCUGCAGGCAUGUUGCCUGAGUCCAGAAUCAACGCUUCUUACAUCAAUAAUAAAACAGCAAAUAUAGAUGAAACUCCACUGUGGUAUCAUGAUACUUCAACGACAACACCCAGCACUUUUGGUGACUUCACAAGACAGACCGGAACCACUCAUUUUGAAGAGGUCAACAUGCCAAGUGGAACCGUGCCAUAUAGUGAUGUCACAAUGACCAGCAGCGGCGAUGUCAUAGUAACCAGCGGAACCAUUCUCAGUGAUGAUGUCAUCUCAGUGUUCAGCGACGUGAGAGUGGUCAGUGACACCAUGGUGCUGGACGACGGCCUCACCAUGCUGAUCCCAACUAUCAAUAGUGAAGAUAUGACGGACCUCUCUUCCUCGCCCUGGCUGGACCUGUCUGAGUAUAUCCCUGUGACCAUCCCUGUGCUCACAACAACCUCAGACCCUGCCACAGCCUCGCCUCCUACCACCAUUACCCCAACAACAGAAAAACCAGCCAUCACAACCAUCACCAGACCUCAGCGAAGACCAGAGGAGAACAGGGAGAACAACUCCAUCGACGUCAUAUACAACAGGGUCACUGGCGUAGACAACGACAUCUCACAGAACAAUCUGAUCCCAAAGCGUCGAGUCAACCUCCGAGAGAGAACCAAGAACAAACGCAUCCAGGAGCUUCUGGAGGAGAAGAGGAACUUUCUCCUCCGGAUGAAGAGAGGCCAUGCAGCAUGAUAGACCAAGCCUUCUCAUUUCUCUUAUAGAGAUGAACAUUAUCUUUGCAGACAUUUUAAACCCUCUGAACUACCAUGACGCUUUCUAGGCCUGUCCACAGAAAAGAAAACUCUGUCAUAUCACUAUCAGGACUGUGAGAAUAGUGUGGCCAAAUGUUUGAGCAGUCACUUUGAAAAAGAAAAAGCCCUUUAGAGUACAGAUUUAAGCAGAUUUGAAGCAAAUCGCCACGUCUGUGUUAAUACAACAAUGAGAAACAGAGGGGAUGGGAAUUGUAAAUCCAGUUUCCCAGUUUGGACAGCACUACACAAAUCCAAGCGUUCAUCCCUCCAAACCACACACAGUGACAGAUUCAUCAAUGAUGUUGUUUGUAAAAUGGUAUUAUCCCUACUGGCGCUUAUGGAGCAACACAAUCUACCACCUAGAAAUCUUCAUCUCCAUAUGAAAUUACAGCCCAGGACUACAGCUCUUUUCCCCACCAACAGAUAUAUCUCAUUCCCUAUUGGUAAGGCCAAUGUUCCUUUGGGUUUAAUUGAAUUGUGCAAAGUUUACACUACUUUGACUGUUGCCUUUUCCGAAGUAAACGCCAUUCUGACUACGUGGGGUUUCUCAUCUUUCAGGAAGUUAAGAUGCAGCAUGUUGAGAGACAUUGCCAAACAUUUGGUGCUCCCUGAUUGUUGAUGAUAUAUUUUUGAUAUCUCACUAAGCCAGGUGGGAAAACAAAAUAAGUGAAGACAAGAAAAUAUAUUGAUUGCAUUUUCUUUUUUUAUGGUCAGUCAAGUACAGUGCUUUUUAUGUCUGUUGCUAAAAGUGGUGUCACUUGUGCAUUUAUUUAUGUAGAACAAUUUAAAUUAAAUAAACAAGCCUGUUUGUAUUAACUCUAUCCAAAUAGAAGCUUUGGGGCCAGUUUGUUUUCUUUUGUAAUUUUUGUAUUAUUGGUACAUCUCAACCUUUCAGCAGCUGCAAAAGCAU